This is a messenger RNA of Salpingoeca rosetta, 786 nucleotides long. Its product is annotated as DUSP3 protein. Gene Ontology annotation, molecular function: protein tyrosine/serine/threonine phosphatase activity; MAP kinase phosphatase activity. Gene Ontology annotation, biological process: negative regulation of MAPK cascade; protein dephosphorylation. Gene Ontology annotation, cellular component: cytoplasm. Lineage: Eukaryota; Choanoflagellata; Craspedida; Salpingoecidae. The coding region runs from base 52 to 597 and encodes 181 amino acids. The record is from RefSeq and is a predicted model, not a curated record. The transcript has 2 exons.
UAAUUGUCAUCAUCCACAACGACCACAACAGCCAACAACACAACAUCGAUCAUGUCCACGGUGGAGGAACUGCAGACGCUGCUGAAUGGGGAUGGAGCCGUGCUCAUGCCGAGCCGAAGCAAGGACGAGGUGUGGCCAAGGUUGUGGGUGUCUGAAGCUGGCCCAGCAAAGGAUCCUGCCGGGCUGAAGGAAAGCGGGUUCACCCACGUGCUCAACUGUAGCCAAGGCACAGGCUUUGGGCGAUUGAACACCGAUGACAGCUUCUACUCCCAACACGGACUCAGCUUCCAUGGCCUCUCUGUCGCAGACAGCGCCCGCAGCAACCUCAUGGUGUUCUUUGAGGAAGCAUGCGCCUUCAUUCAUGAUUCCAUGUCAAGAGAUGACGGCGUGGUGCUUGUCCACUGCAUGGAAGGCUUCAGUCGAAGCCCGAGCAUCGCCGCCGCCUACCUCAUCAAGCACCACAACAUGACAGCUGCCGAAGCACUCACACACAUUCGAGCAAAGCGAGAGGUGUUCCCAAAUGAAGGUUUUCUCAAGCAACUCUUGCAAUGGCAGGAAACCAUCCAACAAGCGUCGUCUGAAAAGGACAGCGCAUGAUGUGACUUCCGCCACGCCGUUUCCCUGUUUGUUUGCGUUGUGAUUCUCUGAACCACCAGUCACAUGGUGCACCGCUUGCGCUUCUUCCAACCCCCCCCCUCUUAACCUCAAAAGCAAGCUCUGCACUGCUUUCAUCAAUGGCUUUCUGGUCAGUAUUCUGUUGAAUAAACGAACGAAACAGCGUACACA